AUGUCAUUGGUUUCCUUUGAUGUCACGUCCCUUUUUACUUCUAUCCCACAGGAUCUGGCAGUCGAGACCAUCGAACUACUCCUACGAGAGAAAUACGACGAAACGGAGAAUCGCCUCGGACACGCCCAAAUCAUCCAGCCCCUGAAGUUUUGUCUCAAGACGUACUUUACGUUCGACGGAACAAUCUACGAGCAGGUGAGGGGAACGCCAAUGUGUUCGCCGAUUUCGGGACUCAUAGUCGAGGUGGUCCUACAACGACUAGAGUUGCUGGUUUUCCGACAACGCAGACCGAAAUUCUGUGCUCGGUAUGUGGAUAACACCUUCGUCGUCAUCGAACGGGAUCAGGUGCUGACACUCAAAGAACAUCUCAACGCCGUCUUCUCGGACAUUCAAUUUACGAUGGAGGAGGAGGAAAACAAUCAGCUGGCCUUUCUGGAUGUCCUCGUCUGCCGCAAAGAUUGUGGUGGCCUGAAAACCAAAGUGUUCAGGAAGGCGAUAUAUACGACACAAAUACUGAACUUCAAUAGCAACCACCUGAUCAAUCACAAACGCAGUUGCGUAAGGGUGCUGUACCGGCGCGUUGAGACUCACGGCAGUGAAAUGGAAGACAAAGUUGCUAAGUUCAUAAUAGAAAAAAAUUGUUUAUUAAAGGGAUUUAGGAGUUUUAUAGAAGUGUUGAUUCAUUAGCAGUCACCUUAUCCUUUGAAUGAACAUUUAGGUCGAAAGAUAGAGAUAGCAAGAGGCGUUUAUUCGACGGUGCUUUCUGUUCGACAUGUCAUAGAAGACUCUCCGACAUCUUAUUGGGCAGUCGGAUUGACGGACUAUAGCCUUCCUCAUCCUGGUCGCGCACCGCCGCCGGAGUUUGUCGACUUCGCAGCUAACCUUCGCUGAGGACCCCCAAUACCUUCUGCCAGGUAGACGGCAACUGGGUGAACAGGCAUUUCCCCGCUUCUCGACAGGCAGUGCCUCCCUACUUAGGUCUGCUUAGGCACCGGUACGGCAACCGAAUCCCACCGCAAUUACAGCAAGAAAGCUAUCACAAGUAGUCUGAGACACAAGACUAGAGAGGUGUUGUGUUUGUUAAACAGAGCAAGAAUGUCGUACUGUGAGCUUCAUGGGCGUGAGCGGGAUAAUUGUGUGCAGUGCCAGCCCCACCCUUUUCUAAGAGUACUGCCGUGAUCCACUGGCACAAAUAAAUCAAAAUGAUUGAGGCGGAAACUCGGUGCUGUGGAUGACUUGACAUAAGACCGGUGUCUAUGCACGCCACGAAAUGACUGGUUUCUCUCCCGUGACCGAAAUAGGCUUAACGUACAAGUACAUCAGAGUAGGAGAGAGAGAGACACUUGCUCUUCGAAUCCAUACCCCCAGUCAAUCGAAGAGAUUGCCGAGGUAGGGUUGUAGUACUCAACAGUCCAUGGGCCAACAGGUAAGGGUUGGGCGCCAGACCAAUCCAUGGGGAUGCAAUGACCUCGUUCGGUUAAGUAGUUGGCGCCACCAUCGGUCAAUCAGAUAGUCUAUCCCUCCCUUACAGGCCACUUGGAUUUGCAUUUACUGACGUUGUAGAACCCUCAUUUGUUUGUUUUCCGCUUUCUGAGGUGCUUGUCUUGAGACCCUUAUGUGCCUAACACGCAUACCUGUGCUAGUUAAUCACACAUGAAGGCUGGCGUUUAAAGCAGAUCAGGGGAGAGGGCAUUAUCUAAACUCCUGCCAACGAUGCGAUGUCCCUAAUCGCUGUAUGCCAAAAGUGCGGUUGCGUGUCGAUGGUUUAUGUUAUUCCGCUGUCAUGUAUUCUACACGACGACCUCGGACUCGAAGGGUGACGUUAAAAGCCACUGGGUUGACUCUUAUUCGCUGAGAUGGUCUUUUAAAACUGAGUCUGAUGUUCUGCUAGUUACACGCUACGCAGCGUUCUAGGCGAUAAAAAAACCGGGCUUUGAGAGGUUGGGAGUUUCAGAAGUCUGGUAUCUCGGAGGAUGGAGGACCGAGGGACUUCGACUGGCGAAGCAAUAUAUUAACAAAUUCCAUCCUUAAGAAUGGAAGAGAAUAUGCGCAUCCCAGGUUCUUGUUUAAAAGAAGACGAAGGCACGAUCACUGGAACGGCGUGGGCAUCGCUCAUUAUCCGGCGGCUACCAUGCGUAGCAGUAGAAUGAAAAUGAAGAGUCGGCUGGACUCAGGUGAGCAGUCGGGCGUAGUCUAUCAAAUCCCGUGCCAAAACUGUCCUUGCCACUACACAGGUCAAACAGGACGACGUCUCAGUUCACGAAUACUUGAGCACAAACGGGCCGUCCAAAGAGGUGACCCACUAUCUCAAGCCGCCACUCACACGCUGGCGGAAGGCCAUGAGUUCGACUUCGCCAACACGCGGAUAUUGGCGCGAGCCGACAACAAGGCGGGGCGAGAACUGUUGGAGGCGUGGGUGUCGGACACCAACUCUAUCAAUAGACACAUCGAUUUGCCUGUGUGUUAUCACGCACUCCGCCCACGAAGCCAGAUGACGCAGCUCACAUCGUUGCGAAGUACAAACGGCGUCACCACGCCGGGGACCCAUCGUGGACCAGGCGGCACAAACCAGACCUAGCCACGGACGUAGCUCCUCGCCCGCAUGGAACAACGAUAUAAAUGUUCACACGUUUCUGCACUCUAGAAGUCUCUGAUGAUGAACUCCAGUUCGAGUUCGAAAGCUAAGGCCAAUAAAUCUACUGCCCCAGUGAUCGUGCUUUCGUCUUCUUUAAAAUGCCAUCCUUAUCCACCACUGUCCUUAAAGUUACUAUUCUACACUAGGGCUUUUCUGAACAGACUUAGAAACCAGAGUUUGCUCGAUAGAGCAACUGAGUGAACAAUUCACAGGUUUAAUUUCACGCGGCAACAACUGCUGACGUGUACCAAGCCGUUUAACCCGAAAGUGACAGAGAUGAGUGCGAAUGCAGCCGUUUCACGUUCACUUGUAGACCACCACAAUGCUUCACAUGAGUGUUUCGCUCAUCCGCUCUGGGAGGUUCGUUCUCGAACAAUCGGCUGCACACCAAGUUCUAGGUUAAAUCAGCCCUGUUGCAUCAACUACACUGAGGUUCGAGUUCAGUUUAGAUUUAUUACCACACCUGUGCUCGAAAAUGUACUUUGAUUCGUUUGCCAGUACCUAUUUAUAUGACCUUUCCAAAUCUAAAAAUCUCUUCUGCUGACUGUUAGCAAUGCUACAUCAACCUACUGCUUCAAGUUAAAAAUGAAUUCGGACCUGUUGGCACGCAAGACAAUACUUUUUAAUGCUGAUAGGCGUUUCAACCAAAGGUCUGUGUGUUCGUAUCGCGUUGGGGUCACCAACGUAGGUAAUAAACCGGCCUAUCGCGAGUAGAAUUAGAAAGAACAUAGUAGCCGCAAGAAUGCAGCGUGACGAUAAAUUGACAUCGAGAGUUGUUAAAGUUUCUUGGCGCAUUAAAACAAAACGCUUUUUCACGUCACUACAGGUCGCUGGUAAACUGGAUCGCUGACCAUAUUAGGCUUUCAAACUGAAUGACACAACUGCAGUUGAUUGUUUACGAUGUAGUGACAGAGUAGGUAGGACGUGACACAUCGUCAGCUGUUGGCGUAAGCUUAGUCUUCCCUCGCCUACUAAGAAGAACAGUUUUUAAACAAGGAUUACGCAUUCUCAACUCUUAGUCAACCAGAGCAUAUGACACACACGUCUAAGUGCGGGUAACCUGAGUUAACUGAAAGUCACCUAAAAGAUAUCUAAGACACACUUUGUUGAAGAUGUGUUUCAGCAUUCAUUUUUCGUAAACGCCCUGUUUUGGAACAACCCAUCGGGCUGGAGACUGUAAGACAUCUGUCGCCGUGUGGUAGUAAUGAUGGAGAUGGCCCAAACGUUUUUGGCUCAGACCACCACGAGCGCGUUGGAGGUCUUCCGUGAUGCAAGCAUAAUGUCCCCUUGAGGCACACAUGACACACUGUCGUAAUUUGAUUUUAACAAAUAGCCUGACAGCUUCAUAUCCAGAACCUGCUUCAUGAGGACGGGUUUCCUGACAGGUUUAUUGCGAAGAGUAUUGCCGAUAGACCAGCAAAACCCAUCAAACUGACGACAGAAAAGAAGAGCCUGUUCAUCAAAGUCCCUUUUCAAGGGACGCGUCGGGUGAGCUCCUGAAAAGGUGCCAUGAUCAAGCUGCUUUACGAAUUUUCUUGACAGCGAGCGUUUGGGUAUUAUUCUCAACCAAUCCUGUUUAACGCGAAGCUUAGGAGAUGUUGUCGGCUCGAACCACCUCAGAUCGCAUAAAAUCCUUCACUUGCCUUCGUAGAACAGGUUAUAUUCAUCACAUGAGAAGGCGCCCAUCCAGAACAACGAGGACGUCUUCCAGCCUGACUGAGAAAAGGCGAAAAUAGGAACAUAUGCAGCGCCAUUGUUGUCCAUAUUGUUGAUUCUGGGUACCGUUUGGACGAUAACAAACCCUUCUGUGUACUUGAUAAGAGCUCACCGAACUAACUCAGGCCGUUGGAUCAGCGUCUGCUAUCAACGCAAAUCGGUUGCUUUUUAAGUUACGCAAGUCCGUCUUGUGCUCAGGGAAGAACCUCGUGCGAGCUCCACAUUUACCAUGGCUAACUAUCGGUUAACUGCAUGCGAUUCUCCACGCCAUAGCUCUCUCUCCCUCCGACACGGUGUCACCUAACUCUCACUGCCUCAUAACCGACUGCCUCUUAUAACCCCCCCCCCCCAAAUAUUCCCACACCCCGCUUAUGUGAAAAGACAAGUUUUAAUGAAUUUCUCUUAUUACUCACAUGCAUACUCGACAUUUUUAGCAUAUAAAGGUAUUGACCUGUUGAUAAUUUAUCAAAAGCAAACUUAUGCCCACCAAACGGUCAUUUGAAGGCUGGAAUUUUCAUGUCACUUGUCAAAACGGCAUAAAAGAACUGUUUUAACAGCACUAAACAUAAGUAAUUGGGUAUCAUCCAGGUUGGACAGUAGUUCGUAGCACAUCACUCGAACGGCUGUCGGCCUAUGAACGUAAGUAUUCGGUGGGGUGGCCCGUGGCAUAGACUGCUUCUCGAAGAAAUAUUUGAAUAUUCCCAAAGGACGCCCCUGGGACGAAAACAACCAGCGUACACUCUCUGGCAGGAGAAGGAAGGCCAAUCAAAGUCUGCAAGCGCACGUUCGUAAAUCGUUCACAAAGGAUGCCUGAAGGAAUAAAUAGCCUGCAUAGGGGACUGACCGGUGUGGCUAGUUUAAAGGGGGGAGAGGGGAAGUUUCCUUUUGGUUUGGGUUUCAGAGUGGCAUGACCAUUACCACCACUGUCACUACUACUACUACUACUACUACUACUACUACUACUACUACUACUACUACUACUACUACUACUAAUACUACUAAUACUGCCACCACUACAACUACUAUUACUACUGCCACGACCGCCGACUCAGUACGAGCGUUGACAUUGUUGGUGCAUUAUUCAAGCCACAAUUAGUUCAUUGGUAUUGUUUGAAUUACACCCGUUGUUCCGAAUUGAGAUUACUAAAAGAAGGAGAUUUUGUUGAAUAAACAAUUAUUUCAGUAUGGUCCUGCAGCUGAAAGUCCAGCAGGGAUAAAUCAGAUGGACACGUCGGUAGGGGAAUUCUUAUAUCCUCACCUACCUACUUGCUUCAGAAAAAAAUUGUCGCUUAAAAAUGCGCUCACUUUGCUACUACCACUGCCCCAACGGCCCGCUACGGAAGUGUGAUAAACUUUAUGUCUUCAGCCGACGACCCUCGACUCCGCUGUGGCGACUUCUUUGGUAGGCAGGAAGUGUACUGUGUAUGCUUGUGAGAGUCUUGCAAUAAAAGGACUUUAUACUGCAGGAGCUUCAGAGCAAUCGUGCUCACUUCCAUCAUCCGGAGAAAAUGGGACAGACGUAGUGGAGGACGAUAAGUGUAGAGACUGCCGCUCUUUGCAAACUCAUGCAACUCCACACUUUCCACGAACUCGGCACCCAGAGGGCGAAGACAGAACCCCACCGGAGAAAGCUCAAAGUACCCGAAUGUUUUCUUCACUGAGUAUUCCAGCCCAAGUUUGGCAGUUCACAUUUCCUGCUCUUCCUUUCUCUAUGGUGUGUCAUGGAGUUACUGAGAGUGGGAUUUACGAAGGGUUUUCUUAGCGAAAUAUUGCAUUAACCACUUUCGAAAGCGCAACAGUUGAGUAAUUGUCCAUAGUAAGUUCUCAUGAUGGCGGAACACAAGUUUUGGUGUGGGGUUGUGGCGAAUUAUCGUGAUCAGCCUUCCUUUGAUAGUAGUCUUUUGUGCAGUGAGCGAGACCCUGGGGAGUCCAUGACCUCUUGCAUAUCGCCCCAAGCACUACUUUGAAGAAGUUGUUGUACUUGCAUUCACUCACACAGUAAACCCGUUCUUUUCCACCAGUUUUGUUUGUCGUCUGGAUGACAGAACAACUACCAACAUAUCAGUGAGAAUAAUAGGACUGGGAAAAUGCAGACGAGAACAUAACGGAAGUCUUGAAAGGACACUUGGGUUGCUCAUCGAUAUGAAAACGUCAAAAAACGGAUAUACAGUGCUUUCUUAAACUAACACAGGUUUCAUAUUUGUUCGCCUUUACCAGGACUCGAGGUUAGCUUUGAUUAAUAUACUGGAAUGGCGAAAAUUGGCAAACAGAUAGAAAACGGCAGAAAAUCCUAAAACCUAGGCGUGACAACUUUUGUCUUAUGCGUGGGAACGUUUUGAUAACGAAAGUUGGACGGCUAGAUCGCAGUUGGUAGCCAGGAAUGGGGAAGCGGAUGGCGACCUCAACCCUAAUCCUAACCUUAACCCUGACCUUAACCUUAAACGUAAACCGUUAACCCUAACGACAACCUUAACCCUAACCCUAACCGAAACCGUAAACGUAACCGUACUCCGUAGACAUAGCCAUAACUGUAAAACCUAACCGUAAUACUGAAACCUAAUCGUAAACUCAAACCCUAACCGUAACCCGAAAACCUAGGCCUAAAGGCAUAACCCUAUUCCGAAAAUCGGAAACCAUUAGCCGGUAUCCUAAUCCUAACCUCAAACGUAAAACGGAAGCCAGAUGGGUCAGAUGUGAUUAUGCAGCGCCACAAAAACCCCCACUAAACAAACCUCAGCUACCUGUAAUAGGGGGCCUGGGUAACAACUACGGUGGACGAUGUCCACCUUGUGCUCCACAGGAGGAUGGGGGCAGGGACGGUGGCCCGCGCGUGAAUUCGUUUAUACACCAAGAAGGGGGGGAAGGGAAGUGGUGGCUCGGAUCGCAACUGAGUGGGAAUGUCAUGAAGGCCACAUUAAAAAGGAGCCAUUGCAGCGCAACUGUUCAUCCUCCAAGGUGAACUGAGUCAUCCCGUCAGUUGGCAGCCUUCGAAGCCAGGGCUUUUGGCACACGGUGAUAGGUUCAAGUGCGUCAGAUUGAUUUUUUAAAUAAGGAAUACGCGCUGAGACUGUCCAUCUUAUUCUGUUUUCCCACUCCCGGACACCGGUAUGCUGUUCGACCCCGUCAGGUGUUUGAUGCGGGAAGGGGCACAGGGACUAACAGGACUAGAGAAUCCGUCUGUGCGCGCCAUACGCACGAAAGGGCCGCCAAACGCACACAUCAAGAUUACACACAAAAGGGUGUAGGCGGCUCGGAUUUCAUAUGUGCGUGAGUGUCAUUAAGAGGGAGUCAUCGCAGUCCAUCAGUCAGCCGCUCAACGCGCAAACACACACUGAGGUGGCUGCGUGAUGCGAGUGGAAUCGUCAGUUAGCGGCCUCCUAAGCCACGGCUUUUAGCGCACCGUGAUGAUUUCAAGCGCGUGAGGUGAGACAGGAAGAUUUAGGACGGGAGUUGUUGUUUGUUUGAUUGUUUUUGUCGUGAGUGGCAAAUCUGCGAGCCACUGUCGGUGUGCAGAUGACGUGAUCCCAGAAUUCGUUUAAAGCAAUUUUAUAGCUCCUUCCUCCCUGAGGGGGUAAGCAGUGCUCUCUCCAAAUAGGGCUGUUCAUGCAUCCUAGACCUUAAAACAAGACGUCAAGGUCACGUUCAUUUCCAAAAGCCCACCGGUGAAACGUUACUUCCACUGCACUUUAGGUAUUCUCGGUUGAGUCUGACAUUCUGUGGGCCAGCGGCCCAGAGGACUUGGCUUUUGACUUGAGUUUUCGGUAUUGAAGUGAUCUAGUGUAAUAUCCGGGUUACCUGUCGGUUUAGCUUCGUCUAGAUUGGCGUCCUUAGAAGGUGAUUGCCGUUGAUGGUCGAUGUGGGCGACUGCAGGCGUGCUCAUUCCUGAGUUUUCUAGCAUGAUGAUCGUACACACUCAAACACGGGGAAUUCAACAGGCAAUAUUACAAUCGAAUUGUCAACUACUGAACGUUUAUUAAAUAGGGAUAUAAAGGGGGGAACAAAUCACGGGUUACUCCAUCAAGGGGGAGGGAGACAACAGAGGGGAAAACCAGAUGUAGCAGUGAAGUCUUUCUCUAGUCUAUCCUUCCUCUGAUCGAGAAGUCGGCAUGCGUAAUUCUUCAGUUAGAGCGUUCGGUUCGUGCUCCGUUACUCUUGCUUCAAAGGAACCGGUAUGUCGCUCAGGAAGACGUGAACAAAAAAAUUAAAAUAAACCUAAACCCUUUACACCUCUCGCAACCGACGAUUCCCUCCCUAUCAUCCCACCCCACCUAGUUCCCCAAUCUACAAACGGAGUCGAAAAUGAUGACAACCAUAAUCCGACAACCAACGGCCCUGAAAUCAGGGCCACAGCUUGAGGGGGGGGGGGAGUUGUAAAGGGCAAGAAUUUUUAAGUAGGCUUAUUUUAAUUUUUUGUUCACGGCUCCCUGUGCGACAUCCCGGUUCCUUUAAAGCAAGAAUGAUGGAGCACGAACCGAACGCCGACAUCUCGACCAGAGGAAGGAUAGACUGGAGGAAGGCUUCACUGCUACUUCUGGUUUUCCCCUCUGUUGUCUCUCCCCCUUGACCGAGUAACCUGUGAUUCGUUCCCCUAUUUACAUCCCUAUUUAAUAAACGUUUAGUCGUUGACAAUUCUAUUUUAAUAUUGCCUAUUGAAUUCAAUGUGUUUGAGUGUGUACGAUCAUCAUGCCAGGAAAUUCGUAAAUGAGCACGUCCACAGUCUCCCAUAUCGACGAUAAACGCCAAUCAUCUUCUAAGGACGCCAAUCUAGACGAAGCUAAACCGACAGGUAACCCGGAUAUUACACUAGGCUCAAAUCCCCGGUCGAUGCGGCCUAACCCCAACAAUAAGCCUAAUAUAAAACUGAACCGUUGCCCUAAUUUUGACCAUAACCUGCCCUAAACCUUAACCUUGCCGUUAAUACUAGCCCCAACCAAUAGAAGCGAAGAGACGAGUCCCAGGAAGUUGUCUUGAAGAAAGAGACACGAUCGCUAGGACAAGAGUUUUAUUAGCCUGACGUUUCGGAUUCCUGCUCGUAUCUGCUGUUGUCUCUGAUGAUGGGUUCGAGCAGGAAUCCAAAACGUCAGGCUAAUAAAGCUCUUGUUCCAGCGAUCGUGUCUCCUUCUUCAAGACUAGCCCCUACCUUAACCCUAAACUUGAUCUUGACUUUCUCUACCGCCAACUUUAAAUUUAACCUCAGACCUUAUCCUUAACUUAACCCUAGCCUUAACCUUAAACCUAACCAUAAUUUCGCUGGAAGUUGGCUCAAAGUCACCCGUAUGACAGGCGGUUCCUGUUCUCAUGUCCUGUUUAGGGGGCCACAUAAGUCAGCCCUGUCAAUAAAUAAAUAAAUAAAGACGGCUGUAGUGUUGCCUACACUUUCUUCACAGAGGCCAAGUCUGCUGUACAUAUUACGUCCAAGUAAUUUUCACUUUCCUUUUUCGCCCUCCAUAUAUCACAACCAGUUCUUUUAGCUGGCACUAAUUUUGUUAAUAUUUUCUUUUAUUAAUUGCAAAUAUUUUGGAGUAACCAAUCCGAUAACCUCAUCUGCGCUUAAUCCAAUGCAUGCAGGAUUCCAGUUUAAUUCGUUCUGUUCAGAUCUCCUUUUCCUUUAUGAACUGCAUCAGGUGUUAAAUGAACUUAUCUGCAUAGUAAAAAAAUGGACUGACCUGCUGCUUAUAACCGCCACGUAGUUCCGAGGUGGGUGAAUUUCGUCCACACUGGCAGUAGCCUCGCCGCCAAACCGCGUUUCGAAGGCAAAAGCGAUGGCAGUAGAUCGAUAACUGACUCACUAUGCUUAAUUAAAAAAACUAAGAGAAUUAGUCAAGUUCUAAAGGUCUAAGCUAUCGAUUGGAAUUGACAAUGGUCUGGCGGUUUGUAUUAUGACGCCCGAGUCGCAGUGGAAUAAGCUGAUUAUCCCUUAGAACGAAAGCCGAUCGAUUAAGGCAUCCUAAUCGCGCUUGGGCUUUCAGCUCACUUCAAGCCUCCUCUAAGGCCGAAGUUAUAUCGGCGGCAGGCAAAAGUAACUGACGCAACAUCCGCAUUACAUGUACACUGCCCCCUUAAAACACCUUGUUAAGGGAGAAUCAGGUAAACUAACCAAUGUGAGGGAAAGUGGGGUUAAUUCGCAUGCGUGAAAAUAUGACCGAGGCUUUUAUGUAGCAGAGUUUUCCACCCCGUUUCGAGAGCUAAGCCAUAUAGUCUUCGUUCUUCCUGCUUUGAUUUAUCGCACCUCACAAAACAAUGGGAUAAAUCAAAACAGCGUGUAGUUUUAGUUGACGGCCCAGCUUACACGACAAAUAGUAGCAAAACAAUGACUUGCUUCCUGAGAAAGCCGACAAAGCGGCAGUCUGCGUCCGUCUCGCCGCGAACGCUUUCCAUCAGCUUUUGAUUCACUAUUACCCUCUUACUGAAUAGUAGGUCUCCCACAAUCUUUUGAGAAGUUUGUCUUAAGCUUUCACACAAAGCAUUUUAAUUUGCUUCUGUAUCAUGAAAAUGGUGUCCACAGAUCUAUUUGGAAUAUACGGAUGGGACACAGAUGGUUGGUAUAACUGCCGCUGGUGACAUUACGUUUGAUUUAAUACCCAAUGACCAACGAGCCCGGCUUCGAGACUGCGAUUGAUACGCCUGCUUGAGGACAAAAGACAAUUCAGAAAUGGCCACUGAAUCUCUCUUGCUUUGUCAGUUAAAUUCGUAAUUGCUACUGUUUGUUGCGAAAAGACAAGCAUAUCUGAAAUCCGAAAGAAUCAAGAGUCACGACUAAAGCCUCCAUCUAGUGCGUUAGUAUAGAUCUGAUAAGAACUCACAUUGACGAUUUAAAACCCUUAAAGAUCAGCAAUAAGCCAAGCUAAUUCGCUCUCGCCAUUAAACAAUCGAACUGUAACCUUUGUCAGCUGGGGUGAGUCUUACUUGACUACUAAUACUAACAACACACUUGGGUCAGGCAUUGUUCAAGCUCAAAUGUUAGCUACCUAGGGUAGAUGCUACGGCGUGGAGUGGAGACUAUUUAUCGGCCGUGUGCUCUCUACGGGUGAAAUCGGGCUCCGUAUAUAAAAAGCCUUUUUGUGAUGAGAAAAUGUCUGUUUGUGCCUUUCGCAGUAGGAAAUAUUAUUUAUAAUUAAUUUGACCAAACUGUCCUCCUUGCUGUAAUGCGCUAUCGUCCUUCCUUCUAAGUUCUCUCUAUCGCUCCAAAACGUUAAGUUGUUUUUGAUCAAAACAAGGGAUCUUGAUUGUUAUAUCUAUCACCUGUGUAGGUUCUCUAGAUCUUCUGUCGUAUAGGAACUUUAAUGCGGGCAUAAUUAUCUCAUCUUCGCGAUGGCCUUCUUGUCUGACCUGCGUGUGGAUUACGAGUGAAACCCUGAGAUUUUCGGUCCUCUGUCGACUGCGAAUGAGGCUCCAAAUUAGGCUCUGCGAUCUCAUAUCUAAUUCGAUAGUUUCUACUUUAUUCAACAUUCUCCGACCAUAGGAGAAAAGUCGCAGAGGCAUUUUGGGAAAGUUCUUUGUGGCUCGUCCAUGAGUUUGGAACUGCUUUCCUGAAUCCGACGCCGCUUCCUUAUUGGAGGCGACAAAGAUUAUACAUGGACUUGUCAACUUGGCUGCAACCUCUUUGAAGCUAUUGUCCCCAACCCGACAGCAUCAGGACAAACAAAGACGAUAUCAAUCCCAGCACCAAUACUCCAGUCGACCCAAAUUUUGGCAUGCUUUUAGAGCAGUGGCUAUUCACAUCAAACACCUCCAUGUACACAGCACUACCUACCACUCGUCACUGAGGCCGUGAAUAUAGUCUUGUGAAGAUGGACGAAUAACUGGUUGGGAUAUGUGCUAGACAGAUAGACAAGGUCCGUCGCACAAGACUCUUCCAGUGCUCAAACAGGUUAGCGUUACAAAUACACAGCUAUAAUUAGAGCCCUCGAAAUUACAGUAUCUAAAAGUCCCAAUUGACGAUGGAGUCACUAGAUAAAGAGGUGGUUUUGUUAAAAAAUUUUUAUAACACCUUAUGAUGACCAGAGGUAGACGGAGCUCUGUGUUGGUUGGUGAAGCAACAUCUUAACUUUUAAGGAGAACUUUGGCUGCGCGUGCACAUACAGUAGGUGGACUAACUCAUGAGAUGUCGACCGAGAUUCCGAAAUGCGUUCUCGUUUCUAAAAGAUUAAUUACAAAGGGUUGUAAAACUAGUCACCUUGCAACAUAAUCCUAUAAUAUUUCAGUUACCUCAGGGUGCCGGCAUUCGAAUGAACCUCCUUCCGGUUGCAUGCACAAAUGACACUCUGUUAAAAAUGACUACCUUUGUAGGAUGAAUGUUUCUCAUUGAUUUUCGAUGUCCCUAAAAGUCCACUUAUAUUUCAUGGAGAAUAUGCAUAAAAAUAUUUGUCCUUUUGCUCAUUCGGCAGAUCAUUACGUCUUCUUCUACAUUUUUACUCAAAGGAGGGACAUAAUUCGAUUUUAAAAAAGUUUUCGGAUUCUCGAAUAAUUUUAAACCAGCUAUUCCGUCACACUUGGAUUCAGGGUCUCCAAAAUACAAGCCGUCUAUUUUCCGCGUACGGAAAACCCCACAUUUCUCUACGGUAAUAAAGGGGGAAUAUAUAGGGCUCAUAAAAUUAAGCAGUGGAUUUGAUCCAUAUUGUUAACUUUACAAGCCACAUUGGUAAAUGCAGAGAUAUAACGAUUUAUGAACGGUCAUUUCACGGUACUUAAAAGUCUUACAAUUAGGAACUUUUUUAAAACCCAUUUAUGUCCUUCCUUCGAUCAUAAAUUUAUAAGAAGACGUAGUUAUCUGCCGAAUGAGCAAAAGAAUAAAUAUUUUUAUGCAUAUUCUCCAUGAAAUAUAACUGGACUUUUUGGGACAUCAAAAAUCAAUGAGAAACAUUCAUCAUACGAAGGUAGUCAUUUUUAACAGAGUGUCGUUCGUGCAUGCAACCGGAAGGAAGUUCAUUCGAAUGCCGGCACCCUGAGGUAACUGAAAUAUUAUAGGAUUAUGUUGCAAGAUGACUAGUUUUAGAACCCUAUGUAAUUAAUCUUUUCGAAACGAAAACGCAUUUCGGAAUUUCGGUUGAAAUUUCACGAGUUAGCCCACCCACUGUAUAAAGAGAAAAUAUCUGACAUCUCCAACCAUCGGCGAUCGGAAGCUCCAAGAUGACACCCGAGCCGCCCAAUGAAGUUAACUCCAGUCAUUCUUGACUCCCAAUUGCAGUCAGAAAAGUGGUAUCUGUAGUUAGGGCAGUACAGAAAGAGGACUGGGAAAAAAAGAAGCCUUGUCUUUAGUCCUAGCUGUAGGAUGGCAUGACACGUUCGCCGAAUGAUUGUUGUGCAAUAUCCCUCCUGUAGCUCUGCGCACAGAAAAACGAAACAUGCAAGAACCCAACAAGGCUUGAUGGUGCAACCCUAGGAAUUAGUGAGCGCCCUACUCAGGCUCGCCGCUGCCGCAAGACCGCGCGCGCUUUGAUGGUUGAAUGUAGCCAAAAUCUGUUGUCGCUGCCAGUAGCCGCUCAUCUUUUACAGGAUUGUCACCCCCUCCCCCCACCUCCUCAGUGGUCUUCUUUGAUUUACCCUCACGCGAACCUAACUUUCGCUACUUACGCAUACGUCCUGCCUGCACUAGUUAGUAGCCGUAUGUGUGCUUGCACUGAAUAAUGACCGCCAAUUCCACACUGAAGCUUUAAUUCAAAACUAACGGAGGACUUCUGUCGGGGAUUUUUUACAAGACAAACCUUCAAAUAAUAUUUUUUGUAAUGGACCAUUUUGUCAUCUUAUAGGUCACCGGUUACACUGACUUGCAGGCUAUUAGUACGAAGCUCAACAGACGUAAAGGUGAGUCAGGAACAGUUACUCUGGUAUGCUCAGAUGCAGGCAAGGCGCAUGAAGCACCACGAGCAACCACUGUGCAUUCCCUUUAGUCGUGGGGAUUGUGACUUGAAUUGGAAAAUAAUGAGAAAAAUGGGAGGGUGUCAGAUGGACUCGGAUAGUUUUUUUUUAUCCAAACCUGGUUUGCGCGCAGGAAAUAUCCAUUAUUAUUUGAUCUUUCAUAAAUAACACUUGCAUCAUUAUCUGAAGUUAGGAAAUGAAACUGAAAAUCUUAUCUCCGGAAAAAGCAAUUAUUUUGCAAAAUUUUCUGUCUAUUUGAAUUGAGUGAUUCCUGUUGGGUCAGUAUCUGUCAUCGUCAGAGGAGGUCUCAUAUUAGGAUAGGCGCUUGUCCUGGUAACUCAAAUGAGGGUGUUUUGUAGUUCCAUAUAGGGGCAACUACUAAAUUACAGACUGCUACGGAUGGAAGUGAAUAUGCGAAUCCCAGGUUCUUGUUGUGAAGAAGAUGAAGAAACGAUCCCUGGAAAAGUAGGUAUAUUAAUCUGAGCUUUCGGUCUCGUACAGGAGGCCAUCGUCAGAGAUUGUGAGACUGCGGUAUCAAAUGAGCAAUUUUUGUAGUCAAGCCAUGAAGGGGGAGAUGUGAGCCUACUACUGUCACAAACUUCCGCUGAACUAUAUGAACAUAUAAAGUUUUACUAAAAUGCCUAUAGUAGGUGUGUUUGUUUACGUCAAGCCAUUUUUGUUGGAAGAUGAGUGGUCACGCGAUCGUAAGGUGCAUCAUCUCAGAUCAGUCGUACUUUUAGGUCGGCGAUUAUCAAGAGUCUUCCUGAAGACACCGACUGUCUCCGCCACAACCAUCGCGGCAAUUUAUUUGCUCCAUCUUCCCGAAACUUGCUACCAGAAUAGUGCGGAGCGUUGGCUGGUUGGAAAAACUGUUUCUUGGGCUUCCAUCCCUGUCACGAAGAAAAAAUUGACCACAAUCGACGUUAUAGACUAAACUUUUCAGCAUUUUAAGGUUAAAGCAAGAUAAACGUUCUUCUGCCUGAAUCAGAAAACGAGCAGAUUUAGGGCAGACAUUAAGUUUGGCUACUUAAGAAACCUUAGUUCGGCACAAUUUCAGUGGAUCUUUCUAAAAUCUGCAUUCGGUUUCUUAGACAGCAAUUCCAGGCUUGAAGACCGUCCUUUAAAUGAAACAAAGCGAAGGCUGAAAGAAUCCUACUAAAUGCACUGAUGUCAAAAAUGAUUAAUGCAUGUCGAUAGCAUUGAGGACUGCAUCGAGCUAGUUGAGUCGUGUGUAAGAAUUCCGAAAUCAAUUUAAACAGUGAAAGUUUGGCCGAGGCCCAACAGGCGGCCACAGUGAGAAAACUUCUCUAGGUGGGUCGGGUACAACGGGAUGGCGGUUUUGAGGGGAAGAACGGGCGGGGUAACCGGCAGAGGGCACUGGAUUGACAGCUGGAUUCCGAAAAAUGUUGGAAAUCGCAGAAAAAUAAUUAUUUGUUUUAAUGAAGUCAAAAAUACCGCAGGAUGGCGCGCAAAUAGGGAAAACCGUAGGCAAUGCCCAAUCGAAGGUGGGCUGGCCUGGGGCGUGAUGUGAUUGGGGGCCGGGGCGAGUAAAACUGAACCGCCAAGCGGCUAACCAAUGGGAUCGUUGGCGCCACACUUGAAAGUGGUGUGCAUCAGAUGGACGGGAAACAGACGAUGCGCAAGGGGGACGCGAGGGGACAGCGAUGUACUUCGGUUGGGUAAGAGUAUUUGAAUAAAGUGCUUAUGACAAUUGCGUCACUUCCCGGCCCCUUACUGACCCCCUCCUCACCCCCUCCCUAUUUGUUAUAUCGGUGGUCUCCACCGCAUGCACCGUCUAAUACGCAUAACGCGAAAAAUGUUUAGGAUACCUGGACGUACUCCAACGCCACCGCACCAACCUACAGCAAGUCGGCGAACUCCCGAACUUGGCGGCCGCUGUGUGUAAGGUCGCUGUUUUACGGGAUUUGUAAGUAUCCAUGGUGGGAGCAGUUUGCAGGCCUACGUAACCCGAAUGCAGGCGGACGUAGGCGCGGUCCUCAGCGGAUUAUACCGACGGCCGAGGAUGAAAUACAAGCCGUCCUUCAGUCAGCAGGUGUCGUUCAGUACCUGCAGCGGUGGAGGUUGCUGGCCACCACCUUAGCAUGGCGAUGUCGGCGUACUGUGCAGAUGCAAGUGUUGCGGCAGCAUACGGACGGUUAUGCAUUCCGUUGUGGACACGGCAGACGGAAGCGGUGCCUGCGGACGGGGUCAAUGUUCGUUGGUAGUAAGCUCAGUCUGCAGACACUGAUGCGUAUAUGCUACAAGUUUGUCGAAGGUGUGCGGGCCAAGCGGUGUGCGGCAAGUGUAGGUGUCAGUAGAAAUACUGCCAUGAAAUGGUACGGCAUUUGCCGCGGGGCCUGCUCACACGCACAUCUAUCCGCCGUAACCCAAAUUGGGGGACCAGGCGUGGAAGUACAGAUAGACGAGACGCUCAUAAGUCGCCGCAAGUAUAACUAGGGACGACCGGGGCGGCAGUUGUGCGUCGUUGGUAUGUACGAUACACGCAGACGGAAAGCCCUAUUUGAGCAGAUUAACAACCGCGCUGGGAGGCCCGAAGGCCUUUCAUAAGGAAGUGGGUGGCUGCUGGCAGUGUUAUCGUAACCGAUGAGUGGAAGGGUUGCACCCGCCUACCGUCGGAAGGUUAUACGCACUACACUCUCAACCACCGUAGGGGUUCGUGAAUGCCACAACAGGACGGCAUACGAACGCCAUAGAGGCCUACUGGAGCAGGUUAAAGAGGAAGCUGCAGGAGUCUGGACCUGUCUGUAACAGGGCAGUGUGGGCCCACCUAGAUGAGGUUCAGUACCGCCUCUGGUUCGACCUAAGGGCCGACAACAUGGCAGCCUGCUGGGAAACUUUCCUACGACAUUGGGCAGAAGCGUAUCCAAUUGAAGAGAGCCAACCAACGGUGACUGGAUAAGUUAACCAACGGAGGCACAAACAGAAGACGUGUAAGUAAGCAUCGUUACUUCCACCAUUUGAUCUCCAUGCCUACCGACAGUGAAUGUGGCCGUUACCUGCGCGCCAGCAAAAAAUACCACAAGCACACCUACUGAACAAACAAUAGUACGUAAGGUAGCCGUGAUACCUGCGGCCGCUUAUUUGGCACCCGUCGAAAGUUUAAAGGAACUUGAUGGAGGGAACAUCGUCGGCGAGUUCUGUUUUCUCUUGGUCUGGGGGAGUUCAUAUUCACGGCCACACCUAGUCCCUCGUUAUUUGGAGACAUGUUAGAUAAGUAAGUGGGCUGGCAUCUCGUUUUGUGUAUACGUGUGCUGACGCACUCUUUUGUAGCUGCCCCGGUCUGGACAGUUGUCACUUCAUGUGGUUCCGUAAUGUGUCCCUUGAGUGAUAGGUACCUGCAGUUGACUCGUUAUUCAGCGAAUCUCGAUCGGUUCACUUUUAAUUGUAAGUGACAAAGACGAGGGAGACUGGGAAGGUCAUUUCUGGCUUCUUCUCCGUCCUCAGCUAGCCACGCCUAAUACCAAGGUGUGCAACCCCUGAGGCUCGAUCCCGCGACCAGUUGGUUGAGAAUUAAACGUCCUAAUCAUUGAGCCACGGGCUCGUUGUUCUGUCGGUUGAGAUCGUGGAAUGUUACCAGCGGUAUAGAGGGGCGCGCACCGAUCGCGGCACGGAAGUCACUCGUCCCGUUGUGCCUUGGGGCUCUCCCUUAAGCCCCGCCAACGGCCUUUCAACGGCUAGUAUGAUAGGCAGAAUGGCAGGUUAACCAGCCGUGGCCCAAUGGUUAGAGGCGUUGGACUUCUAACCAACAGAUCGUGGAAUUAAGUCUCGGGGGUUGUACAUCUGGAGGGUUGGGCGUGGCUGCCUGAUGACGGCGAACAAGUCAGAAAUGGUUAUUCCAGUCUACCUUUUCUUCUUCGGAAAUGUUAUCAUGCCCAUGUUGCGCGUCGCUGAGCGGCUGAUGUCGGGCUCGAGAGUCAACCCCAAAGCACGAUGGGAAGACUAAGUCCUUAAUGCGACCGAUGAGCACCCAUCUACCACUUUCCGUUGUCGUCGUUUGGGGUUGGUGCGCAAAGUCGGGUAGAAUGUUGGAAGCUCCAAGCGACAAUUAGUCGAAUUAACACCAGGGUUUAACAACGCUUGCAGCUUCCAGAUCGUCAUGCUUUGACUCGUGAAAAUUACCCGUGCCCUAACGCAGCCAAAAUCGCGCUCGAUGUCCAUAAUACAAAGAACGGGCUAAAGAAAUCGACCUCAUCGUCUCACAGUCUAUCUGAGCUCCUACAUUUAUGUGCUUUAAUGAAGGUUCAGUGCCCAGGACUUAUUCGUAGACGGCGAUCGCCUGAUUGUCCUGGUUUAUGUAGUCUUCACAGUAUGUGACUAAAAAAUCGCAUGUGGCGGCAAGUCGGUGAACAGUGCUCAAGCUCAGGCCAGUCGCGAUGCAUUCUGCUAGCUUCGAAAAUGUGAUAAUGCGGAGCACGGCGUCAGGAUUCCAUAAUUUUACACCAUAAUGCUCCUGUCCAUCGUUCUAAGUAAGUAUGGAUCUUAUAAUGCUUUCAACAGUAAUCUGACUUUUGAGACAACAGCCAGCCUCUCCGAUUGUGACCUUCAGUAGAUUUUUAUCCCUGCCAACAACCCGGAUGUCAAUCCAAUUGAAACUCUUUUCGCUCUUAUCAAAAGAAAUUGGCACAAGGCGAACAGGAAACCUUCAAUGCAAGAAAAACCUAACACUGUGAUAGAUAAUCACACUGGACAAUCAACUAUAGACAACCUGUCUAUCUCCAAGUCUGAGACUGUCUGUUGUGAUAAAUGCAAAUGGACAAUCAACAAAGUGCUGAUCUUUUGUACUUGAUAUUAUUUUUCAUUAUUUUUCCCCGUUUCAUGCGUUCCCCUUCAUUAUGCAACCUUAUAGUUGGCCCCAUAUAGGCGAUUUUUAAUACAGGCGUUUUCCGUAGUCUUAGUUUUAAGUUAAAAGUAUUUAUUUUUACGUUAGUAAAUAUUAAUUUAUGAACCCAACCAUGUCUUCUUUUUAAGAACAGUCGUUUUUCACUGUCGUAAGACUUUGAGGAACAGGGUUUGGGCGGAUUUUGCGUUAUAGGGAUUUUCUUGUGCUAACUCAUGACAUUUCAUGAGUUAGCACGCCUACUGUACAUGAGCGAGUCUCCUGUUCGGAGCUGGUCCGCGGCCGCCGUACGAUGAAGCUUUUCACUUAGUCAUCCCUCGUGGCGUAUACAUUGAUUUUCCUGAUCUCGCUGGAUUUUGCGUGUGGUGCACUGCGGGGCGUUUCGGAUCCUGUGUAUAUUGAUUUCCAAUAUCCUCGCUUGUGCAGCCCUACGUGGACGCUUUUAAGAGUCUGGAAUUAUGCGAUUUUGUGAUUUUGUUUGGGGGACAGUUUUCUUGUGCCUACCUUGCCGUCAUCACACCGAGAAAAGGCAGUUAGCGGUUUUGCAUUACCUUUGCAUUACAAACAUGUGAUCGACGCAUAGGCGCCAGAACUUUGAUUUUGAAAUCUUAGAUCUUGUAAUGCAGUAUUUCUACGGCAGUAUCGAAACGGCAAAUGACUGAUUUGGUGAUGCGAAACCCUAGUUACAGACCCGCACAAGGGUGAAGAGUGGUAAUUUAAAUCAUUCCCAACCGAAAAGAGCGGAAGCAGAACUUGACCAUCACCUGAAAAUCUUCUGACAAAUUAUCUCGCCAAACAACCCCUACUCACUAGAAUAGAUACAUACACAAACCCACAGGCACUGCACGCAAAACUCUGUCAGUUUGGCAGCUUGAACUCCUACGUAAACCUUCGGCUUACAAUAGUUGCUACAGGAGAAAGUGAAAAGGUUCGGUAGCCAGUUUCGUGAUGUGGAAGAUCGUUUGAAAGUUGACGACUUUCUAGAAACACGUCAUUAAUAGGCUCAUAACGUCAAGGCUGCGGCUAUCCGGACACUAGUUCUCAUCCCGUGAGCGAUCCUUGGCAGUGACAUGCUGUCCAGUGAGAACCGUGAAGAUCGAUUCGAAUGGACACAGUUUAUUGAGCUGUAAAGUCAUUGCUGUGGUAGCAACAAUGCUGACGAAUUCUCGUCCACCCAAGUGUACAGAAAUUCCUCAUUGAGUAACAUGACCGUUAUGGAGUAAUACACUUCUGCUACGUAAUAUGAUAUUGUUCGAUUAUACCAAAGUAGCAGAACUUGACGCCAUCCGGUGAUUUGAUUUUCCUUGUGACUUCAUAGUCACUAGUCCACCUUCUGAAAGGCGCUAAGUGAGUAUUCUGUGGUGAUAUAGGCUGUGGACAGUCACAUUUCGAUCAACAUCUUCUAUUAGCAUUGGAGAAUCCAUUCUCUUUUUUACAAAGGCCUAUCUCGCCUAUUGAACACCCACUGUACUGGACCAUACUAGCCGAGACCAUCAGUUUCCUGGGUCAUGAGAGCGCCAAUUACGCUUUAAAGAGUGAACGCGGUGAUUAGAAGUCUGUGGGAAGACGUGAAAGUGAAAGUAUUCAGAAGCCAUCUGGUUUGUGAAGAGAUCGCUAUCAUAAUGCCUGGAAAUCUCAAUUUCCAAUACGGCGAAGGAUGUCGCAUUCCCAAAACAUUGUAGUUUUUGGUUGACUUUAUUCGAACCGAACAGACUAACAGGCUUCUGACCCACUAUUUCUUGUUCGGGAACGGAAUUUCCAGUCAAAACGGAGUGAAAUUCUAAUGUUCUGAUUUCGCUAAAUGUGCUCUUAUUCGGUUAUGAUGCACGAAAGACGGCCGUUGCUCUGAAAUAAUCGCUUGUACAAAAGUUACCAUGAUUACUAGAAUCACAUGCACAGCCCAGUUCGGUGUUGCAGCAUUCAUGAGUAGACAACAAAACAUUCACUUCGCCGUUCAGACCCGUCCUCAGGCCAGCGUGAUCGACCAAUUUUUUGCAAUGAGACACCAUUUCGGCAAUUUACCCUUUCUACCUGGUCCUCUUUUAAUGUGUCUGCUGACGACGAUCACGGGUAAAAAGUCGCCAAGAAUGUUAAAGGCGCUAAUUACUUACAAACCAUUUGUACUAGGCGCCUUUGAUAUUCUUGUACCAAAACAUCUUAUGUUCUUACAGUCCUAUCGGUGUUUUCUAAAAUCGUCAGAAUCUAGUCCUGUCCUACUCCAUAUGUCCGCUGGCCACCAGCGAUGCAUCCGACCCCGCGUUCAAUUAGCCUAUUGCAGAAGCCUAAGCCGAGAGCGAAAGACCCUAACUACCACGACCUUCAGGCUCGGUCCCGAAUGGAAGAGAGAGGAGAGUCCUAGGAAGUGCGUCGCAGCGUCUUAAGCCAGGACACGCCUGGUUCGGCCUUGAAUCUGAUUGGCCAGUUGGAGAGCCGAGUGAGCGAAUGCCAGGCAGGCCUGGUGCGCACUUGUAAACACGUCUGAGAGGCGGCAGGGGCUCGGAGUAGGGCCACUACAAGUCUAUCUCUAAAAUAGUACCAAAAUGGGAUUGUGGUGACUCUGGCAAAACGUUAGAAUGUAAAAAAGAGACGCAUGUCAUCCGAAGUUAGCUUCUACUGUUCCACAUAUUUGCGAAGUGCAAGUGCAUUCUGAUGAGAAACAAUAAAUUCAUUCAUGGUUUCCCAAUCAAGUCCACCUUCUAAAACCUGAUAGUCAGGAGUAAAUUUCGAAGACUGUAAUGAUAACUGCGCCCGGUGGCCUGGCAACAAACGACCUGUAGACGUAAAAUUAAUCUACUCUUGGAUUUACUGCACCCAGCGCAUUUUUGACUUGAUAAGUCCAACGGGAGCAUGCGGGACACAGCCUCCGACUGACCGAAGAGCUGACUCGGCCGCGGCCUACCAGACACUGUGUUCAGAGAUAGACGUCGCUUUUCACAUGUCCGACUUAUCAAGCCGAGUCUCAAUAAUCGUGCAGGUGAAAGCUGGAACGUUGGUAACAGAGUUGGUAACAAUCGGGGGAGGGUCCCCAAACAUAUGUUUCCUAGAAAGAAUGCCUACUAUAGCUAUUUGAGUAGGCACUAGCCAUACAUAUUGGUCGUUUCAUAUGACCUCAGGUCCAUCUGACCUGCAGUCGGUAUGCUGCCUAACUUACACAAUCAUAGCCUCAAACGGUUGAGAAGCGAUCGUUUUAGGCUGAAAACUGCCCUUGAGCGAAGGAGACGAUCUGCUCCGUUUUGCAGGAAAGGUACUUCCAUUUUGUUUUGCCUUUUACAAGAAAUUGGCGCCCAAAUAUUCGAAGUUGGUCUUCAGUCAAUACCCUGCGGGGUGCGACGCUGCGUCUGAGCAGUUCGAUUUUCCCUGCAUCGAUGCUCGGUUCAACUAGAGGCGGUAACAGCGUAAACGUAAGCAAGUUUCGAUUGAUAGUCCGAUCCGCUGACUUGAAUUUCAUUAAUAUGGCAGAAAAGGACGUAAUUUUUCAGACCAUUGUCUAUAAAUUCCAGUCAAGUGGGAGAGACGUGCGGUAGUCAGCCCUUGCGAUCGACAAUGCAGCCGCUCACCGAUUCUAAAUUCAUUCAGCCUAACGCCCCCGUCAGUCGAUUUCUUGGGUCGAGAGUGGCUUGACACCAGCACUGUGAGAGCUCGAGGCCAGUUAUUGCUGUGUCCAUUGCUGAUUGGUUGCGAGCGGACAAAGCCCAAGCCCACGCACGCGCCUCGCGCCUGAACUAAAAACUUCAACGGCUGUAACUCAGCUGGUGAGACGGAUUGCUGACUCUGCCUGCCGAGGCGCGUGCACGUCCUCAUGCCUCGAUAGUUUAUCCAACCGUCUCUGUCUCUCUGACUUUUGACUUGGGAAUCUUUGUGUUGUCAACCAUUUUGCCACUACAGAAGCCUACCGAGUCACCCUGAUUAUCUGAUGCAAAGGAGCUUUUCUGGUUUUCUUGGCCUGAUUUCGGAGUGUGGCUGGACUGAGGACGGGCAAUAAACCAGAAAUAACCACCCCAGCCUCCUUUCCCUUUGCCAGGAAUACUCCUCAAUCACAUCCAGACUCCCUUGAAGCGUUAGGCAAACGGGGCAGCUAGGCAGAAACUCCACUUGCCGGGUAAGGGGAUCGACUGAUGGGCCUUGACCCUUGCGAGUGUACGUACGCUAUCCUAGAACAUCGAGAACAUAUGUACAUUCUGGCUCCUUCCAAUGGUACCUCUUUGGAAGUACGGCAAAAGGAAAUUCUAUUGGCUGGUUAGUGUAGGGCACACUUGAAAUACAAGUACCACUAUUUGAGAAAAAAGGCUUGUGAAAUUGCCUAUGGAAAAUGCUGGCAUUCAGCGUACUUGACAAUCGGCUCCAGGGAAUUACGCGUCAACUUUUUUACACUUCCAACAAACUAGGUGUCCAAGUUUUGCUGAAUUUAUUACAGUUCAUUCACAGGCUGAGAAGGACUUUGCUGACAUGAAGAUGCACUAAAUUCUUCGGCAACGGUAGGACCCCACUUAACUGCCGGUAGACUGGAGAUAAUGUCAUAUGCGAUUUUAUUUUGGCAUCUAUUUUCAGGCCGUUGCAGAUACCACACUGAAAACAAUAAUUACUUCCCAUGUCAUCAAAGCUUUUUGUUUUAUUUUUCUUGUUUAGCUCGCCCAUUCCCGUUGCCAUACGAAAGCAUGAGGCCGACCAACACAACAUGCCACUUUAAAUUAAAUUUCUGAUCGAUUUAUGGCAUUUUACGCUCUGACAAUGAAGAGCCGACCCAGCUGUUUGAAACGUCAGCAGUUAAAUAAACCUGUUCCGGAGAGCCUACCUUCUUCUUCUUCUUCAUCUUCUAAUAAUAAUAAUAACCAUAAUAAUAACCUUCCCGGAUCUCUCAACUUUGCCAAUCUGAGACUAACAUACCUCUCAAUCUGACCCACCCGUGAAAAACUCGGCAGUUUCGGUGGGGCCUCGUAGCUCAGGUGGUUAAAGUGUUGGCUAUAGCUUGCUGUUGUGGGUUCGAAUCCUACCAAGGUCGCCGACUUUUUCGGAGUUGAGGAAGAUCGAAUUAUCAAAAACCUUCCCAAACACCUAUUUAUCUAAUAUAUCGUCUUCACCGACCGCAAAAAUUCGAGUCAUCGUGCAGGCAGACCAAGGUACAGGAGACAAUACCCUGUAGGCGAAUUGUCACGUCCAUAGAGCUGUUCUUCCAAGGGCGCUAACUCAGAAAAGCGUAUACUAACUGCUGGGAUAUCAUUUUUUGUCCUGUGUCAGCGAAUCCUGGGAAGUGGAAGUGUCUGAGACUCGUCAAGGCAGCCCAGAGCUGUCCAAUAAAGGUUGCCGCAGUCGACACCAAUCUUUCUCUACGAUGACUCCUGCUCUUCACUAACUAUCCAUGUUGAAGGACAGAAUCGAAAAGAAUCAUGCGUGACAAAAAUGACCAAUAAAGACAAUGCACGGCAAAGUAUCGGUAGAUGUCUUUCUCUUAAAAAAAAUUACAAAGAUUUCAUAAACGUCCAGUUCUUAUAAGGAAGCAUAAUGAAUUCGGCGUACAAGAAGAAUGCAAGACAUGUGUAACGAGUUUGCAAGGACGAAUUGUUCCUAGUCGUCUGCCCCCACUUUUCAACCGUAUUCUGGGUCCAAUUUUGUCAUCCUACUCCACAGGAGAAGUCCAAUGCAGCAGUGGACACCAGCCAAACGGACCACCGCGUUCCUCCCUCUGCGCUUCCAGCCUCAUCCAAGGAAGGUGUCAAUGCCGUUCUUCUGGAAAGGCAAACUCAGAAUAGAAGAUGACACCUCCUUGGAUGCCAGCUCCUCCAUCUUCGACUGGUCAUGGCGAGGCGAAUCCUGGGAAGCGGAAGUAGCUGAGACUGCUAUCAGGGCAGAUCAGAGCUGCAACACUUUCCAGGAUCUCCUGGAAGACGACGCUAGCCUGACCAGUGAAGAGUGGCUGGAGUCGGUGGCGGCCAUGCCCUACGGCGACUACCCUUCCUCGCCAAAUGUCCGAGUUGAAGGCGAGGAUUGGGAGGAAGCCUUCGUGGCUGGCGUCAACAAGAGGCACAUCAAGACAGAAGAUGAGGAAAAGACCGGCGGAGAAAAUGAAAGAUAA
This is a messenger RNA of Spirometra erinaceieuropaei, 25137 nucleotides long. NCBI's taxonomy places the organism in Eukaryota, Metazoa, Platyhelminthes, Cestoda, Diphyllobothriidea, Diphyllobothriidae. The record is from the annotation of a GenBank genome assembly.